UAAUAAAAUGUCAAAACCUGCCUUCGACAGUGAUGGUUUUCAGAUAAUUUUACGUUCUAAAAAGGGCAAAGCAAAGAAAUUACCCCAAAAAGAUAUCACUUUUGUGAAAGAAAAUAUUGAAAUAAAUAUACCUAAAGCUCGCAGGCGAAUUUUGUCGUGCAUUGAAGAUUUACGCAAUUCCACAUACUCUACAGACGUAAAUAAAUCUGUAAGUAGUAUUUUAAAACAUAAAGAAGUUGUAGAAAUAGUUUGUUUUGGACUCGGUCAUGUAGGAGAGUGCUUAAUUUCUCAAUACCAACUCGCAUUGUUAUUGUGUACAAAAGAGGCUUUAAAACUUAAAAAAGUCAGUGUACACGAUCCUAUAUUUUCUACCAGCGAGUGUGCAUUGCUAAAAUCGUUAGAUAUCAAUGUUAUUGAAGAAAAUAACGAAGGAAGUUACAUAAUUUCUAAAGAAGGUGUAACAAUUGUGUAUCUUCCUCACUGCCCGAAACAACUAACAAAUAACUUUAUUUGGAGCAACUGGGGAUCUAACUUACAAAACUGUAUUCUCAUUUGCAAUAGUUUUACGUCCCUCAUUGAAAAUCAACCUAGUCGCCUGAUAAAAGAUAUUGUACCAUACAUAUACAAAAUAUCAUCAUACACAACAGAAAUAAAUCUAGAAAACAGUUUUGUUCACAAAGACAUAUUUAACGACACAUCUAUUCACUAUUUUACUAAAGAAAAACUAGACUCUGUGCCAUCAGACUUUUGGGUUAAACAAGACAAGCCUACUUAUGAAAACACUGAAGAGUUUAUAACAUCUUUAAUGGUUGAAAAAUUGACAAUUUGAUUUUUUCAAGGAAAGUCAAUAUGGCAUCGAUUACUACAAAACCAGCUUUGGUAACUUUGAGACAGCUGCUAUCUGAAAUAAGAAGGCAGAGUAGCACACCGAAAUUGACAGAAAAUGAUACUGUGAAAUACAUCCUCG
Molecule: messenger RNA, 967 nt
Organism: Aricia agestis (brown argus)
Lineage: Eukaryota; Metazoa; Arthropoda; Insecta; Lepidoptera; Lycaenidae
Product: protein FMC1 homolog
Exons: 2
Coding region: 8-829 (273 amino acids)
Biological process (GO): microtubule-based process
Cellular component (GO): mitochondrion; nucleus; cytoplasm
Source: RefSeq, a predicted model, not a curated record